AUGAAGUCCAUCUUUCUUACGGUAGGAAUUCUGGCAAUUGCAGCUGUUGCAUUCGCCGAGGAUGUGGCGGAAAAUAAAGAGCUCAGCGAAACUGGUGUCGCUGUCCUAGAGAAGCUUCGUGCGCUACGAGAGGAAGAAGAGGACAUUUUGGAAGGAGUCACUAACGAAAAAGACAAGGAAAUUAUCACCAGCGUUCUCAAAAGGGAGAUUGAAGUCGAAGAUGAAGUUGAGGAUUCUACUCGAGUAAAGCGUGCUAUUCGUCGCCGUGCUCGUCGAGGAGGAAGACGGGCUGCUGCCGCUAGAAGACGUUUCUACCGCCGUCUCCGACGCAAUCGCCAUCGUGCUGCCCGUAAACGCGUCGCACACGCUCGCCGUCACCGCAGAAACCAACGACGUGCCGCCAACAGAAACCGUCGUCUUCACCAACGCGGUUAA
Molecule: messenger RNA, 435 nt
Organism: Necator americanus (New World hookworm)
Lineage: Eukaryota; Metazoa; Nematoda; Chromadorea; Rhabditida; Ancylostomatidae
Exons: 5
Coding region: 1-435 (144 amino acids)
Source: RefSeq, a predicted model, not a curated record